AUGAGCAUCCCACCCAACAUUGAAGAUGAUCACUCUCCUCUACCAGGAUGGAUGGUGGAGUCUCUCAAAGCCGUGAAGUACAUAGACUCGGACCAUUUCUCCGUCCCUGAAGGCAAACGGGCGGUGGAACUUGUAGCCGGAAAAGAAAGCGCAAUUGCACAAAUUGUUCGCACCAUCCACGGCAAGACCUACAUGCUAACAUUCUCUGUCGGAGAUGCAAGCAACUCAUGUGAAGGUUCCAUGAUUGUGGAGGCAUUUGCAGGCAGGGACACGAUCAAAGUUCCUUACGAGUCCAAAGGCAAAGGCGGGUUCAAGCGAGCCGUGCUCAAGUUUAGGGCGGUUGGUCCUCGAACUCGCAGGUCAAGAAAACAAUGCUCAACCAAUUUUAGAUGUAAAUCUAAUGAUGAAGAUCGAGAGUUAUGA
Molecule: messenger RNA, 423 nt
Organism: Fragaria vesca subsp. vesca
Lineage: Eukaryota; Viridiplantae; Streptophyta; Magnoliopsida; Rosales; Rosaceae
Exons: 1
Coding region: 1-423 (140 amino acids)
Source: RefSeq, a predicted model, not a curated record